Culex quinquefasciatus (southern house mosquito) is the source of this 2353-nucleotide messenger RNA. Its product is annotated as zinc finger protein 616. Gene Ontology annotation, biological process: regulation of transcription by RNA polymerase II. The record is from RefSeq and is a predicted model, not a curated record. Gene Ontology annotation, molecular function: zinc ion binding; RNA polymerase II transcription regulatory region sequence-specific DNA binding; DNA-binding transcription factor activity, RNA polymerase II-specific. NCBI's taxonomy places the organism in Eukaryota, Metazoa, Arthropoda, Insecta, Diptera, Culicidae. The transcript is spliced from 3 exons. Bases 127 to 2232 code for a protein of 701 amino acids. Gene Ontology annotation, cellular component: nucleus.
AAUAAUAAUAAACAAGCAAAACGGCAGGAUUGUUUUGUUCCUAACUUUUUUGAAUAGUUCUGUUAUUAAAACAAGGCCUUUUAACUCAAGUCAGAGUGCUAAGAUACUGCUGGUAUCAUCACCACCAUGCAGUUCGACCUGGUCAGGGACACCACCAAGCUUUGCCGAGUGUGCUUGACGGAUAGCGUUGGACAUCGCACCGACCUGUACGAAGCCCUAGUAUCUGACCAGACUAGCUUGCACGAAAUGCUGAAAGCCAUUUGCGCCACCGUAUUCGAUAAAUCCAACGCUGAGUGUCCACCCGGCAUGCCUACGACGGUUUGCGCCGACUGCCGGAAUAAUAUCCUCGUGGCUUUCAAGCUGCACCAGUCUUGCAUCGAUAGUGAGCGUCGGCUGAUAGAGCUGUUGGCGCUAAAGUGGGAGCUUCGAGAUCUGAAGAGUGAGGAUGAAUCCGGAGAUCCACUUAAGUCCGUCGGUGAGGAAGCGCCGCAAGAAAAAAUGUUAAGCGUUGAAUUGGAAAGUCAAGUUAAGCUCCAACGAGAAAUGCAUCUUCUCGAGGAGGAGCAACCAAAAGACGAGAUGGAAGAUUCACUUUUAGAUAGUGAGCAUGGAGAAACGAUAAAGGUUGAAGAAUUAGAUUUGAUCGACGUGGACGACAACGAAAACGGCGAUAUUUCUGAAACUGGUGAGACCAUAGAACCUUCCGUCGAAGAAAACACGAGCAAUAUCAUCUGUAACAUUUGCUCGACGUCGUUUGGUGAUGCUGCCAUAUUGAGAAAACACAUGACCCUAACACAUCAGUUGCACAUGUGCGAGUUUUGUCCAAAAUCUUUCAAAAUCCGCGCAAGUUUUACUCGUCAUCGGCGGCGACACUUCAAGAAGCAUCCGGAGAGAGGCUCAUCCGGAACGCGGAAGGUGUAUUCUUGUCAAUAUUGCGAGGAAACGUUCAAAGUGGGUAUGCAACUUAAGAGACACAAAGCAGCUGUCCAUCGGAAUGUAAAAGAUCCGGAUCAACCUUUCACGUGCAGAUUAUGCGCGGAAUCGUACGCAACGGCAUCGGAGCUGUUGACUCACAAAAAAACGCAUGAAAACCCAGUUAACUGUUCAUGUGGACGUAGAUUUAAAAACGAUAUGAGAUUACAAACUCAUACCGUGUCCGGAACGUGCUCAGGUGAUAACGAUAGAAGGUGUAAAAUAUGUAAUAAAGUCUACAAAUCGGUCGACAUCAUGCUCAGACAUCGCAACGCGGUGCAUUCCGAGCCCGUCGUAUGUCCCGAGUGUGGUCAGACGAUGGCGAACCUCGCCAGCAUGCGAAUGCAUUUGCGGAUCGGAUUCUGUUCCGCACAACCUCCGACGAAGUCUGUGAUAGCUGCCAGAACCUGUAAGAUUUGUGGCGAAGAACAGAAAAACCGUUACGCUGUAAAAGGUCACAUGAUACGAGCGCAUCCGGAUCGUAUGCUUCGCUGCGAUAUGUGCAGUAUGGAAUUUAGAACUCAAAGAUAUCUUGAUUUGCACAUACAAUACCACAAAUCCAAAACGUUCCAAUGUAAAAUUUGUGACGAAAUUGUGUCCUCAAAAGAUGCUCUGGUGAAGCAUCGACGAAUCCACAGAGACCCAAUCGCGUGCUCAGUUUGUGACAAAAAGUUUGCUUCCAAACAUACUCUUACUACCCACAUGGAGCGACACAUAGGCCUAAAACCGUUCGCUUGUGACGUUUGUCCGAUGCGGUUUAUUACGAAAAUUGAGUUCCAAGCUCACAUGCUUACGCACACCAAGCAACAGGACCAUGUUUGUGAUCUUUGCGGGUCUCGGUUCACAAAAAAAUAUUCGUUGAAGGCACAUAUCAAGCGAGUUCACGAGGGUAUUCGUCCCUUCGCGUGCUCACAGUGCAGUUUAAGGUUUUCCACCGCACAUCGACUGCAGAUCCACAUGUACACCCAUACCGGGGAAAAACCGAACAAGUGUGAACUUUGCCCGCAGGCGUACGCCCAAACCAACGAUCUGGUCAAGCACGUGGCCCGCGCCCACGGCGAUGGCAAUCCGUACCUUUGCGACCUGUGCGACGAGGGGUUCAAGCUAAUGACGGACCUGCGCCAGCACUAUCGGGUGCAUGUGCAAUCGACGGAAGGUGGCGCCGACCAGAUGGAGGAGGUGCGCUUCACCAGUGUGACGAUUCUGAAGAGGGCGUUCGCUAAAGCGAGACAGCGGGAGGAGGCCGAAAGAGGCUCAUAGUGAUAAUUAAAAUAUUUGUUUGUAUAUAGAAUCUUGUUUUUUAGAGUAUUUCUUAUUGAAAGCCAUCUUCCCUUAGUUAUAUAAUAAAAAGUUCGUUGUUUUUUUAUAAGUUAGGGAAAAA